GAUCGCAGACGCAGCUGGCAAUCUAAAUCGUCCGCGAGCCUCGGCGCAUCUUCUCUUUCUCUUUCAGCUGGAUCCGAUUCACUGACUGUCCGCGAUGCCAACUUGGCGGGUAGUUCCAGUGCAGCAGGAGGGGCUGCUGGUACUAUCCCAACUGCUCAGAGACGUCCCGCUAUCGAAGGAAAGCGUUCCUUUACUUCUCCCUCUGUGCCGUUGAAGUUAAAAUACAUCUCACCCACUGGUAUGUUUGGCCUGUUCUGGUUGCUCUCCUGAUCCAUUUGCAUGCAGUGCUUGAAAGAAACUGAUCAGAUUCUCUGCACAGACUACAUGCUCGUCGACAUGGAUCUUCCUGAGCCUCGAACUGCCCCGAAGGCGCCAGAGCCCGGUCUUCUGCCCAAGAUGAAAGACGCUGCACAGCAAGCACUGAGCAAGAAGAAGUCUGGCGACGUCAAGCCAUCCAGGAAGUACAACAGAUCUGCCUUGCACAUCAAGAACUUGGACGACAAGACCCCCGAGGCCAGAAAAAACCUCCAGGAGCUGGCAAGUAGCCAGCGAAAUCUUGCCUCUGCUCGCCUAACUCAGAAACAGAUCGAGUACGCGCGCAGCGUGACUGGCACCGAAGUCAAGUUCCGCGACCUCAACGACCCGAAUGCGAAGCAGAGAAAGGAUGACGUCCGUGUCUGGGACACCGUGAAUCUUAGAUGCAUCAGCUGCCGCGGUGAGUGUCCGGUUUGCGCCGGCGCAUGCUGCCUCUACGCGAACGCCAGCAAAGCCAUCGCUAGCGAGAGCGCGGACACCGAGAAGGUUGAGAAGGCAAAGCGCAUUGUCAAAGUCGUCGAAGACCUCAGCCCCCAGGUCAUGGAUGUCGGCACUUACCAGCUGUGCAGCCAGCCGGGUGGUUGUGGUCGCUACGUCUGCCCUAACUGCUGCGGCGUGUGUCCGAAUGAGAUAUGUCGCGACGUCCAGUGUAAGGUACAUAGCUCAGCCUUUCCUUGUUUUCUGUUCAUUCGUCGACUUCAUGUGGUUUCUAUGGGCAAUGUUAACCGUGCGUUUUACAUAGGAGUGCAAGGACGACCCCUGGGGGCCCUGCGACUGGCACGACUAAGAGGGAAUAAAGGCCCACGAGACAAGUGAAGACAUGAGGAACGAAUAAUGAGAUACGAAUCAAA
Molecule: messenger RNA, 1166 nt
Organism: Aspergillus steynii IBT 23096
Lineage: Eukaryota; Fungi; Ascomycota; Eurotiomycetes; Eurotiales; Aspergillaceae
Exons: 1
Coding region: 280-1131 (283 amino acids)
Source: RefSeq, a predicted model, not a curated record